AUGGAGGAAAUUGAGUUACUUAAAGAAGAAAGUAGUAAUAGCAAUAUUUCUUCAAAAGUUAAGAAAUUGAUUAUACUAUCUGUAUUGAUUGUUGUCAUUGUUUUUGCGAUUUUCAUUUUCUUCAGCAAAGUAACAAAAAUAGAAAUCAAGAAAACACAGAAUUUGUAUAAUAAAUUACCUUCAAAAUACUUCAUUAGUUCAAUUUACUCAAUUCCUCUUAAUACAGAAUACAAAGCACAAAAAUCUUGGCUUUACACAUCAUUAAACAUAAUGGAAUCUCUCUACAAAUACAAUGGAUACAUGAAAGGAUUCUUAAAUGAAACAGAAUACGUAAAAUUUUCUCCUUAUUACAUUUCAGACACACUAAAUUCAUUUUGUUCCAAAAAUACUAAUAUUGAACCAUGUAAUUCGACACGGACAGAAGGAAAAUCAAUAUAUCCGACAUUUGAAGACUUCGCGAAAUUUAUCAAAACGUAUUCAAGUAUUUUGAUACCAGAAAGUGCAUGUAAAGUUCAAAACAACAAAUGUAAUGUUGAUACUGAUGUAUAUUCAGACAGUAAAAUAGAUUUCAAUAUGGAAAGUUCAAAAAUUGUAACAACAAUUUCUCAAAUAAAAGAAUUAUUAUAUAAAAAUAGAUCUCCUUUGGGUUUUGUGAUGCCAAUGCCUGCAACAAGAUACAAAUUGCCAUGUUCUGAUAUCUUAGUCAAUCAAACAGAACUUUGUAAGAAAACAUCAUUAGGAUUUGGAUAUUUGACUUUCAACGAAUCUUUUGAAUCGAAUGGUCCAUCUUUCUAUCAUAUCACAGGAGAUGUAAUCAAAACAGAAACAAGAUCGUUAGAAUUAAUCGGAUGGGAUGAUAAUUUCAUUGAACCUCUUUCAUCAAACAUCACAAAUGCACCACCAACAAAAGGUGCAUUCAUAUUUAAAGGCACAUGGGGCUCAACUGGUCACUCAAGAGAAUAUCUUUCAGGAAUUAUUCCUAGAAACAUAGAAAACGCUCUUUGCCCGAAUAGUUAUGAUCCAUUGAACUUUAUUCCUGCUUCUUUACAGUGCGUUGCUGAGAACGGAGGAGAUUUAAGCAAAUGCUCAACAGAUAUGAGUUCUACUGGAGCAACCCAGCUUGUUUGUGUUGAUCCAAACUUCUGUAAUGAAGACGAAUCAUAUUUUGUCACUAGAAACUCAGAUUUGUCAAAAUCAGCUUCGAUAUACACAGAAAAUAACAUAGUUUAUCCAAUUAUUAGGUCCAUCAAAGGAUCUGUUGUAUCAUCUAUGCAAUUCCCUGUUCCAUUUUCUCAUUUACAUAAAGUUUUUGCUCCGAAAUCUCCAAUACCCAACAAUGAAGCUUUUUGCGGCCAUGUUGCAAUAUCUUAUAGAGUAAUUGAAGAAUUACAGAGAUUGUCUAAUCCAUAUUCCGAAUCAAUUCGUGCAAUUUCUCUUGAAGUCAAUUUUUAUAACGAAUCUUAUGCUGCUUAUAAGAAGAAAGCACAUAAAUUCACUAAGAAUUCAACAAGUAACUUCCAACCUAUAACUUCCAAGUUUACUUUUACUGAUUUAUAA
Trichomonas vaginalis G3 is the source of this 1557-nucleotide messenger RNA. RefSeq names its product papain family cysteine protease domain containing protein family. The transcript has a single exon. Bases 1 to 1557 code for a protein of 518 amino acids. Lineage: Eukaryota; Parabasalia; Trichomonadida; Trichomonadidae. The record is from RefSeq and is a predicted model, not a curated record.